UUACAGCCAUUUAUAAAAGUAUCAAACUAUCAUACAAUGUGUUCAGAUUAAAAUUGUGUUUCUGUAUAGCAUACAAGUUACUUAAAUUUUUUUAUAAUAACAAAAUAUAAAUAUAUAUUUUUUUUCCAACUACCAAUAUGGCAUUAGAGGUGUUUUUGGGCCAUAUGGAAAAUUAUUUUGAACAACUUGAUGAUUAUAAUAAUGUCUCGCCUUAUUUACAAGAUACUAAAAAUCAAUGGGAUGAAGUAAUGAGUACAGUAUUUGCUAAUAAUACUGAUGUCAGUGCAUUAACUAAGUAUAUAGAACCUUGGAGUCAUCAAAUCCUUGUGAAAAUCUAUCCGCUUAUGAAUCGAAGUCACAAUAUUAUACAAUACAGCGAUGAAACAGUUAAAAAAAUAUUUUUUUCGUUCCUGUAUUGGCAAUUACUAACAAAACCUUUAGAUUUAUACUCAAUUAAAAUGGAAAUUCAACAAAAAUUAGUUGAUCAAGGAACAAUUCCUGUUGAAGUUGUUUGUACUGCUGCAAUGGAAAACUAUUUUGCCAUUUGCACAAGUAAAAUAAUAUAUUUUUAUCAAAAUGAUAACAUUAAAAGGCCAAUUUACAAAGUAAGAUUGGGUUAUGAAAUAUCAGAUAUUUUAACCAUUCAUUUUUAUCAAACUGAAAUAGCUGAUUUGAUUGCCAUUGUACGUUUGAAUAAUUAUGAUUUAAAAUUUUAUAACGUCAAGUAUCGAAAAGAAAUUUUGAAUGAUAAUCAGCUCGUAGGCCGUAAUUUAUGUGUCGGUACUCAUCACCAUUUUUUUUUGGAAAAUGAUUCUACUGUUACUGACUAUCGAAUUUUGUUACUAAACAAUCAAUUUGAUAUCUGUGAAGGUGCGAAAAUUACAUUAUUUAGAAAAAAAAGGGAUAAUGAAGUUCUUUACAUGUUUUCAGAAUCUGAUAAGUUGCUGGUAGUUUGUCAAGAAAACGUGGCCAAUUAUAUAGUAAGAGAAUUAGAAAUCCCUACUUCUCAAAACAGUGAAUUUCAGUUAACGAGUACAGAAAUAGAUAUCAGUGACUUACAAGGAGCACGGGAUACAGUUUCCAAAAUUUUAAUACCAGUUAAUCAAAUUAUAAUGAGUACAGUUGAAACUGGCUUAGCAUUUGGCCGAUGGGCAAAGGAUAAAGACGGUCUUGAAGUACAAACAAUAAGUCAUGAAAGGGGUAGUAUAACAUCGUAUGCUAUGCAUGCAGAUAUAUUAUUUUUAGGUUUCAGUAAUGGAUACAUACAAAUAUAUCGUAUAAAUUCAUCGGAUAAUAAGCCACCAAACCUUGUAGAAGACGAAUCAAAAUUAAUAAGACUAAGCGCGGAAUCUGAACCUAUUACUAGCAUCAGUUUAAAUGAAUUCCAAGGAAAAUUAUACAUUAUUGCAUCAACGAUACUGCAAUUUUAUGUUAUCAAUGUUUCUUAUUGAAUACUUUUAAGUUAUAUCUGUACUAUUGGUAAAAAAUGCGUUUACUACCACAUUAAUUUGAAAAAAUAUAUUGAAGAUUACAAA
This is a messenger RNA of Microplitis mediator, 1535 nucleotides long. RefSeq lists its product as uncharacterized. NCBI's taxonomy places the organism in Eukaryota, Metazoa, Arthropoda, Insecta, Hymenoptera, Braconidae. The record is from RefSeq and is a predicted model, not a curated record. The transcript has 7 exons. Gene Ontology annotation, molecular function: protein binding. The coding region runs from base 138 to 1451 and encodes 437 amino acids.